AUGGGGUGCUUAAAAACCGUCAGUGAUAGAAUUAUUUGGGCUUUAGAAACAGCGUUUUAUAAUGUAGGUGUAUUUAUUGGUAACUAUCCCUGGUUGACCAUUAUUCUCUCACUGAUCAUCUGUGGAACUUGUGGUAUUGGUUUAAAAACUUUUAAAGAAACAAAAUCUCAAGAGAAACUGUGGGUACCCAGUGAUUCCAGGGUGUUAAAUGAAAAACGAUGGGUUGAUAAGAAUUUUCCUGUUUCUACCAGAUAUGUUUCUAUUGUUGUCACCAAUCCUGAUGUCCUUAUGCCAUCUUUUAUCAAUGCUCUGUUGGAGUUGAAAAUAGAGUUUGAAAAUGUUACUGUAAAUGGAAAAGAAUUUACUAAAUUUUGUUACAAGGUAUCUUCAAAAUGUCGUACAACUGGUUUGUUAGAAAUAUGGAAUUAUGAUCAGUCAACUAUAAAAUCAUUGUCCAGAACUCAGAUAUUAGAUACUGUUAAUAAUAUAACUCAUAGCCCAGUAUUUGGUAAUGAGUUGGAUGUUAAGAAUUAUCUGGGUGGUGAAAUCAGACGAGAUAGAAAUGGUAGAAUUAUUAGUGCUGAGGCUACACAGAUAACAUGGCUUCUAAAACCUGGAGCUGUCUCUAAAGAAUGGGAAGGACAAGUUAUUAAAAAGGCUCUACAAGGUGAUAAGAUGUUUGAGAAUAUUUAUGUUUAUGCUUCUAGAAGUUUUGAUGAUGAAGGUUAUGGAGCUAUUAACAGUGAUAUUAAACUUCUCUCAGCUGGUUUCAGUAUUGUCUUUCUCUUUGUCAUGGUUUCACUUGGUAACUUCAAUAUGAUAGAACAUAGGAUUAUAGUAUCUCUACUGGGAUUAACCAGUGUUGGGUUAGCUAUAUUAUUUGCCUAUGGUGUGGCUACAGCUUUAGACAUUAUUUAUGGUCCCAUACAGUCUAUCAUGCCUUUCUUACUUCUAGGUAUUGGUGUUGAUGAUAUGUUUGUUAUAGUUGAAGCCAUGCGUAAUUUAUCACCUUCUGAAAAAAGACUUCCAUUACCAGAACGUAUUGGUACUGUAUUAAAACAUGCUGGCGUGUCAGUCACUGUUACUUCUGUUACAGAUAUUGUAGCUUUUGGUAUUGGGGCAUCUACAGUCAUUCCAGCUUUAAGUGCUUUCUGUAUCUAUGCAGCAUUAGGAAUAUUCGCUCUGUUUAUUUUACAGUCAACGUUUUUUGUGGCAUGUUUAACUAUAGAUCAGCAGAGGAGAGAGGUCAAUCGUAAUGCCUGUAUCUGUUGUUAUACUCAUAAACUAUAUUCACCCAAUUCCUGUAGCCAAAUACAGUUUCUACCUCUAUUUUUUGAGAAAUAUUUUGCACCAUUUUUACUAAAAUUACCAGUUAAGAUAUUAGUAGUCUGUACAGUUAUUAUAGUCGUCAGUUUUAAUCUAUGGAGAUUUAUUUUAUUAAAACAAGAUUUUAAUUUAACGAACUAUAUUCCAUCAGAUUCCUACGCCUAUCAAUAUGUUCACGCUAAACAGAAAUAUUUUAAUGAUGAAGGGAAGGACACAGCCAUUUAUUGUGGUGAUAUAGAUUACUAUAAAUAUAGGAGACAGUUGGAUGUUGUACAUUAUUUACUAGAAGAUAAUCAGUAUAUACAGAAUGGUAGUAUAAUCAGCUGGUAUAAAACAUUUCAACAAUAUAAACAAUCUACAGGUAUCACCAUAGCAACAGAAUCAGACUAUAAUCACCAUGUUUUUCAAUUUAUUAAAUCAGCCGGUAAAAAUCUCAGAAGUUUUAUCAAGUUUAAUUCUACACGGGAACCUGUCAGAAUUAAAGCGUCCUAUUUUACUAUGAAACAUACCCUACAAAUUGACUCCAGUGAUCAGAUCAAGGCCAUGGAUUCAAUACGAACUAUUGUAGAUGAAGAAAUGUUACCACAGUACCAUUCUGAUACCUUACCAACCUAUAAAUGUUUCCCCUACUCUAGAAACUAUCUCACUUAUGAAACUAAUAAAGUAUUGCUAUAUGAAUUGUACCGUAAUUUAGGACUAGCUGGUGGCUGUAUAUUAUUAGUAACUAUGAUACUGAUAGCUAAUUUCUACACCAGUUUAAUGGUCUUCUCUUGUGUUAUAUUUACACUGAUAGAUGUUGGUGGCACAUUAGAACUAUGGGGUGUUACUAUUGAUACAGCCAGCUCUGUGUUGAUGAUUCUAUCUGUAGGACUAGCUGUAGAUUAUUCAGCACAUAUUGGACAUACCUUUAUGACGAUAUCUGGUACCAGAUCAGAGAGAUCAACCUACACAUUAAAGACAAUAGGACCAGCAGUUUUCAAUGGUGGUUUUAGUACUUUGUUAGCUUUUGUCUUACUGGCUAAUAGUUCCAGUUAUGGUUUUGCUUUAUUCUUUAGGGUAUUUCUAACUGUGGUGUUGUUUGGUUUAUUUCAUGGUUUAUGUUUUCUACCAGUUUUAUUAAGUUGGUUUGGUCCCAGACCUUAUGACUCUGCUAAAAGUGUAGGUCAAGGUCAUCCAGUUUUAAAUGGUGCUAACAAACAGCUUCUAAUAGAUCAUCCUCAUUUAAUAUCUCUGAAGAAAAUAGAGGAUUUUGGAAAAAAAAAGAGGGAGAAUUCAAUGCAGCAGGAAACUGUGAAUAUUUCAACUAUUGAUCCAGGUUUACAAUCUUCUGAAUUGACUAUUGUGCAUAUCUGA
Molecule: messenger RNA, 2679 nt
Organism: Lottia gigantea (owl limpet)
Lineage: Eukaryota; Metazoa; Mollusca; Gastropoda; Lottiidae
Exons: 20
Coding region: 1-2679 (892 amino acids)
Cellular component (GO): membrane
Source: RefSeq, a predicted model, not a curated record